AUGUCUCAUCAUCAACGAAGGUCUAGCACGUCGCAUACCUACCAAGGUCAUAGACGAAGCUCUCAACACGCCCGAAGCCGUUCCGACAACCAUGGCAUCGCUAGAAGCGCGCCCACGUCUGGCAUCACUUACACGCCUGGCUCCGUUCACCCCGACGACUUCUAUGACCGCGACGAACUGGAGGUAGCCGACUCAUACACAGAAGGGCCUGACGCCCUCCAAGAUACAUACAGCAGCCCCCAAUCUGAUACCCGCGUCUCUUAUCCCGACCCAGCGCAGUAUGCUAGCCAAGGUCGCCAGACCGCGGGGUCCUACCCCGGAGGUGUGGCUUACACCAGAGGCGGCACCUAUGCUGGUGGAAACACGCACACCAGGGGAGGCUCUUUUGAUGCUAGGAACUAUUCAAGGGGCGCCUAUGACUGGGGAAGCUAUUCCAGGGGUAGCACUGAUAGUCCUAGAGACUAUGCCAGAGGAAGCACCUACCCUGGCAGAGACAACAGAGUGUUCUCGUACACCCUGGACGGCCACUUGAUACCAGACCCGGAUCCUUCACGGAGAUUCCCUGCCGACCACUACGAUGCCUUGGGGAACUACAUCGGGGCUCCUCCAAUCUACUCCAGCACGACCGGCUUCAUCUCAUUCCCUCGAUACCCCGAGCCCGAAGCACCACAUCCACCUUCACCCCCUCCCCCACCACCAGCCACUGCUCCCCAGAACAACCGCCGGUCUUUAUCAGGUCAACUUGUCGAUGGGGUCCGCAGCCUCUUCUCCCCCGAGCCGGCUCCUAGCGAGCCCCAGUUCCCUCCCCAGCCCCGGCGGACGGGCGUCUACUUGUUCUGCAGGCACCGCCUUAACGACGACUGUGCUUGUAUCACACCCCUUGAGGACAACGAGCCGGGAGACUACUGCCAGAGAUGCUGGGAAGGACGGUGCAAGGGACCACGACCUCCAGGGUCAACACCAAAGAGGUCCUUUUGGUAA
Fusarium keratoplasticum is the source of this 981-nucleotide messenger RNA. RefSeq lists its product as uncharacterized. The transcript has a single exon. Bases 1 to 981 code for a protein of 326 amino acids. The record is from RefSeq and is a predicted model, not a curated record. Lineage: Eukaryota; Fungi; Ascomycota; Sordariomycetes; Hypocreales; Nectriaceae.